AUGGGCGUCUUUGGACAGGAACAGAUCGCGCGGAGCGAAUCCAACACCAUGACCAUCGGAGGCACCGUCUCCGCGACCGCCAUCCUCCUCGCGAUUGUUUCAGCGACCGGCAUCUUUACCUGGCAGCAGAUGGUCACUGGUGGUCCACUCACCAAGUUCAUCUGGCCCGUCAUGAUCGGUUCAUUCAUUGGCGGCAUUGGUGUUUCGCUCAUGAUCUACACAAAGCCGAAGAUGGCGCGAGUGAUCGCUCCGAUCCAUGCCAUACUACAAGGCGUGUUUGUCGGAGCAUUGAGCUACAUCAUCCCAACGCAGUUCUUGGGGAAUGCCGCGGACCCAAACACGGGCAACGCGAUGCAAACACUGAUCGUGCAAGCGAUUCUCGCGACCUUCGGCAUCGCGGGCGGGAUGCUCCUUGGAUACGCAACAGGGAUUAUCCGAGUUGGACCAGUCUUUCAGAAAGUCAUGAUCACCGCUGCUAUUGGCGUUAUUCUGUACAUCAUCGCACUGUUCUUGCUCCCGUUUAUCGGCAUCAAUAUCUGGAACGGAUAUGCAGACACAGGCAUGAUGGGCAUCGGAUUCACAGGAAUCUGCGUCGCCCUCGCAUCGCUGUUCCUCGUACUGGACUUCCAGUACAUCGAACAAGGCGUCAAGACAGGUCAACCCAAGUACAUGGAAUGGGUCGGCGCGUGGGGACUCAUGGUCACCCUCGUCUGGCUCUACAUCGAGAUCCUGCGACUGCUCUCCAAGCUCCAGUCGCGCGACUGA
Molecule: messenger RNA, 765 nt
Organism: Symbiodinium sp. CCMP2592
Lineage: Eukaryota; Dinophyceae; Suessiales; Symbiodiniaceae
Source: the annotation of a GenBank genome assembly